CUUUUUUUUACUCCUACCAACAGCUGUUCAUUAGUGGAAGAUCUAUACUCAAGACGUUUUUCGGUGUGAUAUUUUGUGAAAAACUAAUUAAUAAAAAUGUUGAGGCAGAUAACUUCUCCACUUUUUAGGCGCACUUUGCUUGCGAAAGACGGUGGUAUUGUGAAAAGAAAUGCAGCUACAAAAGUCGCUUUAAGGAAUACCAUGGAUGAUCUUCCUAUUCCCAAUGGCUCUUGGGAAACACAAUAUAAAGCAAACCAAACAAAAUAUAACAUGCAUCUUGCAAUUGGUGUAAUUUUUACUGCAGUAACAUUAGUAACGGCUAGAGCAUCUGGUUUAUUCAACCUGUAUAUCUCCCCUCCUCCUUUACCUAAGGAUUAAAUAAUUGUUUUACUACUUCGGUGUGGUAAAUGAAUACUUUUGUAGUUAAUUGUUUGUAAAGCAUUGAAAUCGUUUUAUGUAAAAUAAAAAAUUAAGAAAUAAAAAUAAAUAUAAUUUGAAUAGUCU
This is a messenger RNA of Nezara viridula (southern green stink bug), 504 nucleotides long. Lineage: Eukaryota; Metazoa; Arthropoda; Insecta; Hemiptera; Pentatomidae. The record is from the annotation of a GenBank genome assembly.